Messenger RNA from Elaeis guineensis (African oil palm), 1909 nucleotides. NCBI's taxonomy places the organism in Eukaryota, Viridiplantae, Streptophyta, Magnoliopsida, Arecales, Arecaceae. The record is from RefSeq and is a predicted model, not a curated record.
AAUGUGCAUUUUUGCUACAGUCGUCGAGAAACACAUACAUCGGGGACGAGGGCAUGCGAGGGGUGUCGGGUGGGGAGCGCCGGCGAGUGUCCAUCGGGGUGGGCAUCAUCCACGGGCCAGCACUGCUGUUCCUGGACGAGCCCACCUCGGGGCUGGAUUCUACCAGUGCCCACAGCGUGAUCGAGCGGGUACACCACAUUGCGCGCGCUGGGAGCACCGUCAUCCUCACCAUCCACCAGCCAUCAUACCGCAUCCAGAUGUUGCUGGACCAUCUCAUCAUCCUGGCCCGCGGCCAGCUCAUGUUCAUCGGGGCCCCCAAGGACGUUGCUGGCCACCUCGGCCGCAUGGGACGCAAGGUCCCUAUGGGCGAGAAUUCCAUCGAGCACCUUUUGGACGUCAUUCAAGAGUACGACCAGUCCGAAGUCGGAGUCACGGCGCUGGCUGAGUUCUGCCUCACGGGGCUCAAGCCGCCGCGUGUCUCUAGCAAGGAAGACCAGCACUCAGUCUCCACGGUCCAACCCACGCCAGUCCUGGCAGGGCGAGGAGGGGCCUUGGGUGCCGGUGAGCGGUCGGGUAAGAAGCAGAGCGGGAUGGAAGAGUUCGAUCAUAGCGUGAGGAGCCCUUGGGCUUCCUCCAGGUCCCCAUGGAGCGGCAGCCACAGCGGCAUCAUGGAGACGGUCAAAUUUCCGCCCUCUCGCCAUCGAAGGGAUUAUCAUCCCCAAAGGAGAUCCAACAACCCUCCAAGCCUGUCUCCGGGGUAUUAUACAUACUCGAAUGAGAUUCUGUCCGGCACGCCGACACCCCACAGUAGUGACUACACGGUGAAUGAGGAUGACUACUUGACCCCAAACAUGCUAGGGUGCUCGCCCUCCGAACAUGUUGGUCUUAUGGGACUUGGCCCCAAGUUUGCCAACUCGUACAUGGUGGAGGUGUGGGUGCUAAUGCGACGCAACUUCACCAACAUCAGGCGCACCCCGGAGCUAUUCUUGUCCCGACAAAUGGUGCUAACAGUGAUGGGGUUCAUGAUGGCCACCAUGUUCCUACACCCCAAGGACAGCCCUCAGGGCAUCACUAAUCGCCUCAGCUUCUUCAUCUUCACCGUUUGCCUCUUUUUCUUCUCAUCCAAUGAUGCUGUUCCGGCAUUCAUCCAGGAGCGCUUCAUCUUCAUUCGCGAGACCUCUCACAAUACCUACCGUGCUUCUUCUUACACCAUUGCUGGCCUCGUCACCUACCUCCCCUUCCUCCUCGUCCAAGCUGCCACUUACGCCAUCAUUGUUUGGUUUGCCCUCAGCCUUCAUGGCAGCUUCCAUUACUUCUUACUCGUGCUUUACGUCUCGUUGCUUGCCACCAACUCCUUCGUCGUCUUCAUUAGUUCUAUCGUCCCCAACUUCAUCCUUGGCUAUGCCACCGUUAUUGCACUCACUGCCCUCUUCUUUCUCUUCUGUGGCUACUUCCUUAGCAGCCACUCCAUCCCGCGAGGGUGGAAGUGGAUGAACACCAUCUCCACCAUGAAAUACCCUUACGAGGGCUUGCUGAUGAACGAGUUUGUCAAGGACGACAACUUCAUGACGGAUCCCUUAACAGGGCGCCCAGUGACGGGAGAGGACAUCCUACGCCAAAUGUCCCUUAGCUUGGAGGAGUCGGCCAAGUGGAAAAUGGUGCUUUGCCUCUUGGGGUGGGCGGUGUUCUAUCGCAUCCUCUUCUACCUCAUCCUUCGAUUUGCAUCCAAGAAUCAGAGAUCAUAGCAUGCUAAUAUGAUGAUGACGAUGACGAUGACGACGUCGAUGAUUACUCAAGUACAUAUGCAAUCUACCUACAUAUAUAAUUUAUUUGAUAUGUUUGAUCAAUAUUGCCAACAACGGCCCACAAGCACUACUAAUUGUCAAUUUCUCUUCGUUUAUUUAAUACA